This is a messenger RNA of Anopheles darlingi, 2300 nucleotides long. Its product is annotated as tether containing UBX domain for GLUT4. The transcript has 3 exons. The record is from RefSeq and is a predicted model, not a curated record. Gene Ontology annotation, molecular function: protein binding. The coding region runs from base 210 to 1865 and encodes 551 amino acids. Lineage: Eukaryota; Metazoa; Arthropoda; Insecta; Diptera; Culicidae.
UGGACUGCCUUUUCUACUGCAACAGUCCAGCGAAUGUACCGUACGGAUUUUAUGCGGUCUGUAGAGAACAUUGGUUCAAAUAUUAAACAGCCUGCCGUGUGCCUCGAGUUCUGCAAGUCACGGCCUCCAUCUUUGCACCGCAAGCCUUGUGCAACGUUUGCCACACUGCGUCGGCCGGUGUUUUAAGGUAAUUCAGCUAAGGCAGCAACAUGAACGCGAACCAACAGCAGCAAAAAUUCAUCAUCGUCCGUGCGAUGAACAAUCGCCAGUACACUGUACCUGUGGCGCCAAACAUGACAUUCUACGAUAUACUGAAGAAUGUUUGCCAAAAAACCAAUUUGGAACCGGCGGAACAUGUUCUAUCAUUCCGCACUCGGCUACAGGACUCGUCACUGAUGUUUCGCUUCUCGGGGAUACCUAACAAAGCGAUGCUAGAUAUGGAGAAAGCGAAGCAAGCACGCAUCCUAUCGCCGGUGACAAUUCUGCUGCACUGCGAGAACGGGGCACGUCCGUCUGGGACGUUUGCAGCUACGGCAUCGUUACUCGAGGUGUUGCAGCAGCUCAGCCCCGAAUUAGCUCGGGCGGAUGCGAACCCCGUGAUGAUCUAUACGCGAUGCGAACUGUUUUUCGAGCAACUGGCAGGAACGACAUUGGAAAACCUUGGUCUGACCAGUGGCCGUGCCGUUGUUCGGCUGCUGCAGCGCAAACCAGAACAAUUAAAAACGCAGGCUAACGUCUCAUCGCCGCUCCCGAAAGUAAUCCGAGACGAAGAACCUGCUGCGCCCAAGAAAGAAACGCAAGCAACUGAGACAGCCUCGAAAUUGCCAGAACACCCUCCAGCAUGUGCUGACUCGGUGCCACAAACGAAAAAAGUGCCUCUUCCAACCGUCGAACAGACCGAAUCAGUAGCACCACCAUCCUUGGCAGCUACUACUGAUAGCAAUGCCGAUAGCCUAUCAGUAGCACCACCAUCCUCGGUAGCUACUACUGAUAGCGCUGAGACAAACAAUCAGGACAUCCCCAGCGCGGUUCCAACGAAGGACGUGUCGCUCGCUGCUGAAGGACGUGCGGGAAUAAUUGUGUAUAUUGGCGAUCGGCAGGCGGUGCUAUACCACCGUGAGUUAUACGAACAAGAGCCAUCGUACUACGAAGAGGACGAUUCCUUUUUUGAUCUGUCAAUUAGGGAAGUGACCCGUCUUCAAAUUCAGCUGCAUGAACGUGUCCUCGAGCUAGAAGCAAUGCCGCUCGUGGCCGCGACAUGGCUUGAGAUACAACGUAAAAGAACAAUGCUGGGAUUAAUUAGCCGCUACCCUCAGUCAGUAAUUAGGAUUCUAUUUCCCGAUCAAUACAUACUGCAGGGGGUGUUUGAAGCAGAUGAAACUGUUGCGGAUAUAGAGAACUUUGUCCGCGGAUUUCUUGUCGAUCCAACCACACCAUUCACACUCUACACUACCCCUCCGAAGGAGAUUCUUCAGUCGACAGCUACUUUGUACGAAUCAAAUUGCCUUCCGAGAGCGAUGCUUCAUUUCGGAUCUAGCGCUUCGCCUGCCGAUGGAUGUUCCUAUCUGGAAAGCAAGCUGAUGGAACAGCUUUCCGAUGUUUAUGGUGCUGCUGAAGUUGCAGGUCAGGUACUGCGUCAUAAAUUGCACAAGGGUGGCGCUGGACACAAGGUGAAGUCAGUACCGGUCAACGCAGCAACACCCGCUCCCACUGGACAACUGCAUCAAUACCACGAACUGCAUCAAUACCACGAUCAAAUAGCAGGGCCUAGCCAACCGAAAGGCAACACUAACAGUGCCAACACGCAAUCACAACAGCAGCAUUCCAAGCAGGAGGCGAUGCUGCUCAAAUUUUUGAAAAAGUAGCACCGCUGCUUCAUGGAAGCUCAUCUUUAAUUUUGUCAUUUCAAUAUUCUUUCCUAUACCUCAUGCCGCUUCCAGCGCACACUCUUCUUUCAUUUCAAUAAUUCUUAUUCUUCAUACCAUUUGAAGCGGUCGUUUCAAUCUCAAGAACUCAUUUCAAUAUUCUUUCUGUUUUCAAAAUGCCCUAAGCUCGAGCAUGCAUUUUACGUUUUACCAAUUGUUUGAAAUCCCGUAUAGCGCAACAGCCACCCUUGCUCGGCAGCAAGCGACAGCCUUCAGAGCUCAGUUAGCGGGUAUCUGAAAUAAAAAAUGAUCGUUUUCUCAAAGCAAAGCAAUUAGCUUUGAUACUUAUGACCUAGCUGGUACAACUGGCAACUAAUGGACAACAAAUGUUACAGCAUACGAAUUGCUAUUUAAAUAAAAACGAUGCAGUGAUCA